AAUGCGUGCGCAACUACCUCGAGCCAUUAGCCAGCGCUAGAACGCAGACACCAAGUCAAGACCCCAAAAGCCCCACACUUGACGAUAAAAAGUAAUCCUCCAUUUUAUGCAGCAACUGUAACCAAGAUUUAAGAAGCUCUCAUCUUACAGGUUUUGCAAAGACCCUUUUCGAAGAAGGAGAAGCUAUGGCUGCAGCUUUGGUAGGAGGGUCAAUUCUCUCUGCUUCCCUUCAAGUUUUGUUUGAUAGAAUGGCGUCUCGUGAGGUUUUAGACUUCUUCAAGGAGCGAAAACUCAAUGAAAGGCUGCUUAAGAAGUUGAAGAUUAUGAUGAUAUCUGUCAAUGGAGUGCUUGAUGAUGCAGAGGAGAAGCAGGUUACCAAGCCAGCUGUGAAAGAGUGGCUUGAUGAGCUUAAAGAUGCCGUGUAUGAAGCAGAUGACUUGCUGGAUGAGAUUGCUUAUGAAGCUCUGCGGUUGGAGGUGGAAGCUGGAUCACAAAUCACCGCUAAUCAGGCACGCAGCACUUUGUCUUCUAGUAAAAGGGAGAAGGAAGAGAUGGAAGAAAAGUUGGUAGAGAUCCUUGAUAGACUUGAAUAUUUAGUACAACAAAGGGAUGCCCUUGGUUUGAGGGAGGGUGUGGGAGAAAAACCAUCAUUACAGAAAAUACCAACAACUUCUUUGGUGGAUGAUAUUGAUGUUUGCGGUAGGGAUCAUGAUAAGGAAGCUAUACUGAAGUUGUUGCUAUCUGAUGUUUCAAAUGGGAAAAACUUAGAUGUGAUUCCCAUUGUUGGUAUGGGUGGAAUCGGUAAGACUACUCUUGCUCAGCUUGUCUACAAUGACCGCGGAGUGCAGGAGUCAUUUGAUCUCAAAGCAUGGGUCUGUGUUUCAGAAAAUUUUGAUGUUUUCAAGAUAACAAAUGAUGUCCUUGAGGAGUUCGGUUCGGUGAUUGAUGAUGCCAGGACUCCAAAUCAGCUUCAACUAAAGCUAAGGGAGAGAUUAAGGGACCACAAAUUUCUGCUUGUUUUAGAUGAUGUUUGGAAUAAUAGCUAUGCUGAUUGGGAUAUUCUAAUGAGACCUCUAAAGUCGGCAGGACAGGGAAGCAAGAUUAUUGUCACGACACGCAAUGAAAGCGUAGCAUCAGUCAUGCGUACUGUUGCAACUUACCGUCUAAAGGAAUUAACCAACGAUGAUUGCUGGUUCUUGUUUGCAAAACAUGCAUUUGAUGAUGGAAAUUCAUCCCUACAUCCAGAUUUGCAAGUAAUUGGAAGAGAAAUAGUGAGAAAAUGUAAAGGCCUGCCGCUAGCUGCAAAAACACUUGGGGGUCUCCUUCGCUCCAAAAGAGAUGCUAAGGAGUGGAUGAAGAUAUUGAGGAGUGAUAUGUGGGAUUUACCAAUUGACAACAUUCUUCUAGCUUUGAGAUUGAGUUAUCGUUAUCUCCCAUCACAUCUAAAACAACGUUUUGCUUACUCUGCAAUAUUUCCUAAAGGUUAUGAAUUUCAAAAGGAGGAAUUACUAUUUCUAUGGAUGGCAGAGGGUUUUAUAAACCAACCUAAAGGAAACAUGGAGAUAGAAGAUUUGGGCGAAGAGUAUUUUCAUGAUCUUGUAUCAAGGUCAUUUUUUCAACAAUCAAGUGGCUAUACAUCAUCAUUUGUUAUGCAUGACCUAAUAAAUGACUUAGCAAAAUUUGUUUCUGGAGAAUUUUGCUGCAGGUUAGAGGAUGACAAUUCAAGUAAGAUUAGUAAAAAGGCCCGUCAUUUAUCGUUUGCAAGAAUACAUGGUGAUGGCACUAUGAUACUGAAAGGUGCUUGUGAAGCCCACUUUUUGCGUACACUUUUGCUUUUCAAUCGGUCAUACUGGCAGCAGGGGAGACAUGUUGGCAAUGGGGCAAUGAACAAUUUAUUUCUGACAUUCAGGUGCUUACGGGCACUGUCUCUGUCUCUGGAUCAUGAUGUAGUUGGUUUGCCUAAUUCAAUUGGUAAUCUGAAGCAUUUGCGAUACUUGAAUCUAUCUGCAACAUCAAUAGUAAGGUUGCCUGACUCUGUGAGUACUUUAUAUAAUUUGCAAACAUUAAUUUUGCAUGAAUGCAAAGACCUCAUUGAGUUGCCUACCAGCAUGAUGAAAUUGAUCAACUUAUGCCAUCUUGAUAUUACAAAAACAAAGUUACAAGCGAUGCCAUCGCAAUUAAGUAAGCUAACAAAACUCCUUAAGCUAACUGAUUUCUUUUUGGGAAAACAAAGUGGGUCAAGCAUUAAUGAGUUGGGGAAGCUCCAGCACCUAAGAGGAACACUCCGCAUUUGGAAUCUUCAAAAUGUCAUGGAUGCUCAGAAUGCAAUAAAAGCCAAUUUGAAGGGUAAACAACUGCUUAAGGAGUUGGAGUUAACUUGGAAAGGUGAUACUAAUGAUUCACUGCAUGAAAGACUCGUACUGGAGCAAUUACAGCCUCAUAUGAACAUUGAAUGCCUUUCAAUUGUUGGUUAUAUGGGUACUAGAUUUCCAGAUUGGAUAGGAGAUUCCUCGUUCUCAAAUAUAGUUUCCUUGAAGCUCCUUGGCUGUAAAUACUGCUCCUCCUUACCUCCACUUGGACAGCUAGUGUCUCUUAAAGAUCUCCUGAUCAAAGAAUUUGGUGAAAUCAUGGUUGUUGGUCCCGAGUUCUAUGGAAGUUGCACAUCCUUGAAGAAGCCAUUUGGAUCCCUUGAAAUUUUGACAUUUGAAGGGAUGUCAAAAUGGCACGAGUGGUUUUUCUAUUCAGAAGAUGAUGAAGGUGGAGCUUUCCCUCGCCUCCAAAAGCUUUACAUAAAUUGUUGUCCACACCUAACAAAAGUCCUGCCCAACUGUCAACUUCCCUGUUUAACAACACUUGAGAUCAGGAAAUGUCCACAGCUUGUGUCUUUACUUCCAAGGAUUCCGAGCUUCCUUAUAGUAGAGGUGGAAGAUGAUUCUCGAGAAGUGUUGCUAGAGAAAUUGUCUUCUGGGCAGCACAGCCUCAAACUUGACCGACUGAAGUCCCUUGACUCCCUAUUAAAGGGAUGCUUGUCCACUACAGAAAAAAUUCUAGUAAGGAACUGUGAUUCACUUGAGAGCUUCCCACUGGACCAGUGUCCUCAGUUAAAGCAUGUUCGGAUCCAUGGAUGUCCAAAUCUCCAAUCCCUUUCUUCACAUGAAGUAGCUCGUGGGGAUGUCACAUCUCUCUAUUCCUUGGAUAUCAGGGACUGCCCCCAUUUGGUAUCUUUUCCCGAAGGAGGAUUAGCUGCUCCAAAUAUGACAGUGCUCCGGUUGCGGAACUGCUCUAAGAUGACGUCACUGCCUGAAUAUAUGGACUCCCUUCUCCCGUCCCUCGUGGAAAUUUCUUUAAGAAGGUGUCCAGAACUUGAGUCAUUUCCAAAAGGGGGAUUGCCCUGCAAAUUAGAAUCACUUGAGGUCUAUGCAUGCAAGAAACUCAUUAAUGCCUGCUCAGAAUGGAAUUUGCAAAAACUCCACUCUCUUUCACGCUUAACUAUUGGUAUGUGCAAAGAAGUGGAAUCCUUCCCUGAAAGUUUGCGGCUUCCACCCAGUCUUUGUUCUCUUAAAAUCUCAGAACUCCAAAAUCUGAAAUCGCUGGACUACAGGGAACUUCAACACCUUACCUCUCUUAGAGAAUUGAUGAUUGAUGGUUGCCCUAAGCUCCAGUCAUUGCCAGAAGGACUGCCUGCCACUCUUACCUCUUUUAAAAUAUGGGCACUUCAGAAUCUGGAGUCUCUAGGACACAAGGGAUUUCAACACCUCACUGCUCUUAGAGAAUUGGAGAUUGAGAGCUGCCCCAUGCUGCAGUCCAUGCCAGAAGAACCAUUGCCCCCCUCUCUCUCAUCUCUAUAUAUCCGGGAGUGUCCUUUGCUGGAAAGUAGGUGUCAGCGAGAGAAGGGGGAAGACUGGCACAAGAUUCAGCAUGUUCCUAACAUACAUAUCUAUGCAACAUGCUGAGGUAUUAUAAUCCAAAUUCAAUAUCAAGAUUCCUAGUGCUGUUGCAUGCUAAUUCUGUUUUGAAGCAUCAUAUUUUUAACAGAUAUAAAGCUACUUUUAAAUCCAUUGGUGACAAACACACCUAGAUGCACAAGUGCGAGCGUGCACAGGCAGAUGUGUGGUGGUGCUUUUUGACUUUGAAUAUCCAUGGCAUGCUUCUUUAGUACCUGGUGGGAUUCAGAUGUAAAUUCAUAAUAAAUCACUUUCAUGUUAUUAGGAUUGAUUUACUAAAUGAAAUAGAUUCCUUACAUAAAUAUCUUAAUUGGUGCUGCUUAUGAGAGUAUAGUGUUGCUCAAUUUCGAAGGGAAAGGAUUCAGACUAAUGCAUUUUCAUAUAAGGAAUAUCUAGAUGGUGCUUCUGCUUGGUAUGUGGAGUGGUCAUGCACUAAUUGGAGGCUUAUGGUGAGCAUAGUAUUGAUAUUGGAACUGAUUUCAAAUUUGGUUCAGAAAUUACACUUGAAAGACUGAAGCUCGGGCACAGGAUUUUGUGUUAUCAAAUAUAGUUGAUGGUCAUUUCUGCUUGGAGUGUUGCCUGCUGAUUCACCAUUCAUCGGUUAGCCCGACAUAUUUUGGAGCUAUAUUCCAGUCUUCCAGAGUUUCCCUGAGUUUUGAGGCCAAUCCAUGUUGCAAAUCCAAAUUCUUUCUCAGUUGUCUGACUACGUUGAAGAUGAAACAUCAUGUAUGGCUAAAGCUUGAAUGGCAAUUCUGUAGAGACAAAGCUGACCACCUGUUUCAGAACACUUGAAUGUAGUUAAAUCUGCAAAAAGUCUGUCCACGCUGUCAAAACAUGAGCGUAAACAAAAGCUUAACAGGCCAUGUUCAGAUUUCAAGAAACAAGGCCGUUACCACUGCGGCUGAUAAGAGUUUAACGUCCCUCAAUUUUGAAGGUAUGAAUCAUACCUUGUAAAUGGGAUUCUGAGGUAGGAGCUCGUUUUCAAGUGGGCAUUCAUCUCUCAGAACUGAAGCUUCAGAAUGAGCUUUCGCAUUUUCAAGAGCAGCUGAUAAGCAAAUGUUGUUAUGUGUUGAUUCAUCUAGUUUAGUCCCACAGCUAUCACAACAUAUGUUCAGAAAGCAAGAUGUAGCAACAAUGAAGUAACUCUCGAUCUUUCCAUGUUAGUUCAGGAAUUUGUGUCUUGUAAAUUAUAAUGCCAUGCAUGUACGAGGAUUAAGUUCACAAACAUGCACCGAAUGAUGUUUUCUCUUGUACUUGAUUUGCAAGCAUGCUUUAUUUCCAUGGAUGACAGUUUCUCCCGGGGAACUGCUCCCAUGUGUUGGAUUAA
Populus nigra (black poplar) is the source of this 5271-nucleotide messenger RNA. RefSeq names its product putative disease resistance RPP13-like protein 1. Gene Ontology annotation, molecular function: ADP binding. Lineage: Eukaryota; Viridiplantae; Streptophyta; Magnoliopsida; Malpighiales; Salicaceae. Gene Ontology annotation, biological process: defense response to other organism. The transcript has 4 exons. The record is from RefSeq and is a predicted model, not a curated record. The coding region runs from base 186 to 3953 and encodes 1255 amino acids.